CGAGCUCACACCGUGGUUCGCAAGUGCGCAGGCGCGCGCGGCCUUCCGCGCAUGAGCAGUGCUGCUCAGAGCCCGCCAGCCACGGUCUCGGGCGCCAGCUACGCCGCUGCCGCUGUCACUAUGGCCCAUUACAAAGCCGCCGACUCGAAGCGGGAGCAGUUCCGGAGGUACUUGGAGAAGUCGGGGGUGCUGGACACGCUGACCAAGGUAUUGGUAGCCUUAUAUGAAGAACCAGAGAAACCUAAUAGUGCUUUGGAUUUUUUAAAGCAUCACUUAGGAGCUGCUACCCCAGAAAAUCCAGAAAUAGAGCUGCUUCGCCUAGAAUUGGCAGAAAUGAAAGAGAAAUAUGAAGCUAUUGUAGAAGAAAAUAAAAAACUGAAAACAAAGCUUGCUCAGUAUGAACCACCUCAGGAGGAGAAGCGUGCUGAAUAGGAGUCUUCUCAAUUGAAAAGACACUGACAAAAUGGUUUUGUAUGACUUGAAUAGUUUGUAUAGUAUAUAAUCUUUUCUGAACAGAUGCUAUAGAACUCUUUUAAUAUGUUGAAUUCACCUACCACACUUUAACUGUUAUAAACACAUAUACUUAGAAUCACCAAUAAAAACUCAAUAUAACUUUCUUUGGGUCUUAAAAGCAGGAGAAUCCAAAGUGAAUCCUGAAAAAAAAUCUAAACACAGCCAUCUAAUUCAUUAACUUAAAAGACAUUCUGUUUAUUAGUCUGACUAGGAAUGAUGGUACUGGUGGUAUUUUAGCCAAGGAAGUUCAGCAUGGAGCUGUUCCUUGGUUUAGUUCAGGAUAUGAGCACAGGUACCUUCAUUCUUUAAAAUGAAGCCGACACUGUUGUUUAUAUCCUCUGUAGGCAGCUGGAAAGAUGUGUGUGACAGAAGAUGCUUUUGCACGGGUUCCCAUGAAUCUUCUGCUCUUGUUUAUAUAACGUGGAACAAAUAACUCUUCUUUGCCACCACUCUGCCUUAGAUAACUGUGUGUGUGCCAGUGUGAACUCUGACACCACGUGUCCUUCUAUGCAAUCAUGCCCUACCUGAUAACGUUGCCUUGCUUUGCUCUGUGCUUCAGUGGGUCCUAGCUGCACAUUGGCCUGUGUUGUUUUUCGAUUUGCCAUACUAGCAGUUAUCCUGACUGUAAUUUAUAAUAACUUAAAGCAGGAUCACACUGUUCCCCUGCCUUACUUGUUGCUUAGCUGAGCACAGAACAGAGGCAAUCUAAAAUUCUGGGUUCAUGCACAAGCUGGGAUAAGAAGGGGAAUGAGCCAUACAUCGUGGAAAAUUAUAGUUUGCGGGUAUAAUUAUACAGUGCUUUUUCCCCCUCAAAGUAUUUUUCUAGCCUUGAAUUCAUUUUAUCUUCAUUAUCCCUGUGAAGUAGGUAGGGCAAGUAUGAGGGGAGGUUGGGUGCUGAAUUUUUAGGCCAAAGACUGAUAUUAAUACAAAUUAUUUACUAACUGUAGAACCUUGGGCACAUCAGUCAACUGCUCUGAGAUUCACUUUCCUCAUAUGUUAAAUGAGAAUAGUAUCUGUGCUGCCUACCUCACAGGGUUGUUGUGAGGGUCAAAUGGAAUGUAUGUGAAGAUCUGUAAAUGGUAAAGCACUAUAUUCUUGUU
Messenger RNA from Leopardus geoffroyi (Geoffroy's cat), 1613 nucleotides. It is a transcript of the gene MYCBP, whose product is annotated as MYC binding protein. Lineage: Eukaryota; Metazoa; Chordata; Mammalia; Carnivora; Felidae. The transcript is spliced from 5 exons. The record is from RefSeq and is a predicted model, not a curated record. Gene Ontology annotation, biological process: regulation of DNA-templated transcription. Gene Ontology annotation, molecular function: transcription coactivator activity. Bases 52 to 432 code for a protein of 126 amino acids. Gene Ontology annotation, cellular component: nucleus.